Messenger RNA from Saccoglossus kowalevskii, 2671 nucleotides. RefSeq names its product glutamine-dependent NAD(+) synthetase-like. Gene Ontology annotation, biological process: NAD+ biosynthetic process. Gene Ontology annotation, molecular function: glutaminase activity; ATP binding; NAD+ synthase (glutamine-hydrolyzing) activity. The record is from RefSeq and is a predicted model, not a curated record. Gene Ontology annotation, cellular component: cytoplasm. NCBI's taxonomy places the organism in Eukaryota, Metazoa, Hemichordata, Enteropneusta, Harrimaniidae.
GCCAGUAAUGCAUAAGAAUGUCCUGUAUAACUGCAGAGUUAUCUUUCUAAAUAAAAAAAUUUUAUUAAUCCGUCCAAAGAUAGACCUCUGCAAUUCUGGCAACUACAGGGAACUACGAUGGUUCAAAGGAUGGGCAAAAAAACGUGUGGUUGAAGAUUAUUAUCUGCCUAGAAUGAUUACAAAAAUUACUGGACAGAGAACUGUAUCAUUUGGUGAUGGUGUCAUAUCAACAUUGGAUACUUGCAUUGGUAGUGAAAUAUGUGAGGAACUAUGGACAUCAGACAGUCCACAUGUUCAUAUGAGUUUAGAUGGUGUGGAAAUAUUUACCAAUGCAAGCGGGAGUCAUCAUGAGUUACGCAAAGCUUAUCAGAAGGUUGACCUAAUUAAAUCAGCCAUGGAGAAGUGUGGUGGUAUCUAUAUGUUCUCCAAUCUACGUGGCUGUGAUGGAGAGAGAGUCUACUAUGAUGGGGGCUCUAUGAUUUGUCUUAAUGGCAAGAUAGCUGUUCAGGGAGAACAGUUUUCAUUGAAUAAUGUGGAAGUUUACACGGCAGUUUUAGAUUUGGAGGAUAUUCGAACAUUCCGUGGCGAGUUUUCAAGCCGCUCUAUGCAGGCAACUACUGCACAAGCAUAUCCCAGAAUUCAAGUUGACUUUUCCCUGUCACUUGAUGAUGAUAUUGCAAUCCCCUGCUUUCAACCAAUCGAAUGGCAAUACCACACAGUACCUGAAGAGAUUGCACUUGGUCCAGCAUGCUGGCUUUGGGACUACCUAAGACGCAGUGGACAGGGUGGAUUUUUUCUUCCAUUAAGUGGUGGUAUUGAUAGUUCGUCUACAGCAUGUCUUGUGUCAUCAAUGUGUCAUUUGGUGUGUGAUGCCAUCUCUAAUGGAAAUACAGAUGUGUUAUCUGACGUACGCAGAAUAGUCAGUGAUAAAACAUAUACACCAAGAGAUCCCAAAGACUUGGCUUGCAAACUGUUUACAACAUGUUACAUGGGAACAGUGAAUUCAUCUGAAGAAACAAAGGAAAAUGCCAAGAGAUUGGCUGCUGAUAUUGGCAGUUACCAUUUGAGCAUCAAUAUUGAUCCUGCUGUGUCUGCAUCCGUUGGAAUAUUCACCACGGCAACAGGUAAAACUCCAAAGUUCAAAGUGCAUGGAGGCAGUGUUCGUGAAAACCUUGCUUUGCAGAAUAUACAGGCUCGUACAAGAAUGGUUCUAUCUUACCAGUUUGCCCAGUUAUCACUAUGGUCACGUGGAUUAAGUGGAGGACUACUAGUACUAGGAUCUGCUAAUGUUGAUGAAAGCUUGAGAGGUUAUCUCACUAAAUAUGAUUGUUCCAGCGCUGAUAUCAAUCCUAUUGGUGGGAUUAGUAAAACUGAUCUCAAGAAAUUCAUCUUGUAUGCAAAAGAAAAAUACAACCUGCCUUCACUUGACAAAAUCAUCCAAGCACCACCAACUGCAGAACUAGAACCCUUAACUGCAGGGAAAAUAGCACAGACAGAUGAGGCAGACAUGGGUAUGACUUAUGAUCAACUAUCAGUCUUUGGAAGACUUCGUAAAAUGUCCAAAUGCGGUCCUUACUCAAUGUUUUGCAAGUUGAUACAUCAAUGGAGGGACGUAUACUCUCCAAGGCAGGUGGCAGAAAAAGUGAAGCAUUUUUUCCGUACAUACUCCAUCAACCGACAUAAGAUGACAACACUGACCCCAUCAUAUCAUGCUGAAUCCUACAGUCCUGAUGAUAAUAGAUUUGAUCUACGUCAGUUUCUGUACAAUGCAAAAUGGCCCUGGCAAUUCCGUAGUAUUGAUGAGCAGGUGAAAACACUUGAGGAGAAAGAUAAAGGAAACAGUCUCCAUGGUAACACUGGGUCGUCUAAAAGGAAAGAUGCAGAUUAUAGCGGAAUGUUUGGUGGUCCUAAAAAAGAGCAGAAAGCAAGAAGAGCUUUCUUCACUGACAAAGCGCCGGAUGAGACAGAUGCUGGAGUAUUGGUUGCUAUGGAAACUGAAACCUCUUCGAGAAAUUUCUCAAUUUGCACUGAUGCGUCCAUUGUCAGUGUUAAGUAUGAAGAUGCAGGAUGUGUUGUCAUGACACCAACAUCUGUCAGAGACGAGAUUGAGAUUUUAAAACAUGACCGGCAAGGUUCUACCAGAUCUGAACCAGGAUUCAAAGGAAGAAAGCGAUGUGCCAGUGUCAUUGGUGAGGAUUCAGGAAUGACUGAGACCCUAAAAGCUCUUGCCUCAGUCAAGAAACGUAGAAGUUCAAUAUCUGGGCUCAAGCGAUCUUUGAGUACUAGCGCUACCAGCAGUAGGGUCUCUGGAUCGGGUGGUGCAUGGUGGAAGCCCUGGACAUGGAAAACUCCGACCAAAGGUAGCAAGGGACACAUUACCCCAACCUAUGUCUGAUAGUUUAAUAUAAUUGCCAUGAAUUGAGCUACUUAAUACCCAAAUAACAUUAAAAUAAUUCCAAAAAUGUAUAUUUAUUGUAUAUAAAUUUCAGUAAAUUUAUCAUAGUUAGUCUCUGGUGCCUUUUUAAAAAUCAUUUGGGUACAGUGUAUUGGUUGGAGGGGUUCUUGUGUGUUUCACACUCUAGGCAAUUUCGCAGACAGUGUUUUUAAAUGCCUAUUAUGUACCAAGCAAAAUGCUCACCAUCCAGUAUUCGUUUUUGAACUAUUGCCACCA